Sorghum bicolor (sorghum) is the source of this 909-nucleotide messenger RNA. RefSeq names its product protein WIR1B-like. The transcript has 2 exons. Lineage: Eukaryota; Viridiplantae; Streptophyta; Magnoliopsida; Poales; Poaceae. Bases 84 to 323 code for a protein of 79 amino acids. The record is from RefSeq and is a predicted model, not a curated record.
GUGAGUGUGCGCAUCAUUCCGCAGAGCUGAGGCCAUAGCGACAAGUUGUAGCAGAGGAAAUCGAUCAGGAAGAGAUCGAGAAGAUGGGGAGGCAGCAGCUUUGCAUGGUGUUCCUGAUGGCGUUCCUCGUCGUCUCUACCAUGGACGUUGUCCACGUGGCCGCAGGGAGAGGGCUAGGGGAGGGGAGCUAUGGAGCCUUGAUCCCCGGCGGCACGCCUUCCGUGCCUCGUGGCCAGCCAUACACUGGCCGAACAUGCACAAAAAUCUACGCGUGUAAACCGCCUGCUGCUGCUGACGCUGACGCCGCCGGCGGAGCGCCAUGACGACGAUCAGCAUGCUUGGCCUGUUUAGAUUGGGGCUGAAAAUUUUUUGGGUGUCACAUCGAAUGUGUGGGAAGGAUGUCGGGAGGGAUUUUUAGAAACUAAUAAAAAAAUAAAUUACAUAGCUCGUCAGGAAACUGCAAGACAAAUUUAUUAAGCAUAAUUAAUCUGUCAUUAGCAUAUGUGGGUUACUGUAGCACUUAAGGCUAAUCAUGGAGUAACUAGGCUUAAAAGAUUCGUCUCGCGAUUCUCAACUAAACUGUGUAAUUAGUUUAUUUUUUUAUCUACAUUUAAUGUUCCAUGCAUGUGUCCAAAGAUUCGAUGGGAUGGAUGAAAAAAUUUUUGGUGGGGAACUAAACAGGGCCUAAGAAUAAUAAUUUCCUUUGAACAACAAGGCGCCUCUAGUCUAGGCUCUACAUAAUCACUAGUAGUAAUCAGGUUAGUAUGAGUCUAUAUAAUAAUUUAAUAAGAUCCAAACUGUAAUUGGGCGGAGGCGCUGUGUGUGCAUGUACCCGUGAUGGAGAUGUAAGUGGGAUGUUCGUAAGCCUGGAGUCUUGAGAUGAAGGCAAAUUAUUGAACUAUUCUGUGC